GAAGUUGCAUCUGGAACCCUGAAAACUCCCAGACCUUAAUGUUUGCAAAGAGAUAGAAAAGACACAUACUUCUGGUUUUGUUGUUUUUUUUAAAAAGUCUUAUUACUUGGAGGUCUCAUUGAACCAGGACAGUGGUGCAAUUUUAUAUUUACCAUUUGUUUUAUCUUUUUCAAUGCAUAGUCAUCAAUAAGGAAAAAAUCACUGAGCUUUGAGCCCUGUGAGGAUAUUACAGCUCACACUGGAAUGGCAGUUGUGUGAGGAUUUCCUUGUGAAAUCUCCUAGUAGGAAAAGUUCUUGGGACAAACUUCAUUUGACCUCACCAUAAGGGAAAGAAGAGAGCCUUGUUGGACACUGAAGAAGGGACGGUGAUUUCUCCUCCUAAUCUGGGCCUCCUGUCAUGGAUGAAGAGACUCGGCACAGCCUUGAGUGCAUCCAGGCCAAUCAGAUCUUUCCUAGGAAGCAGCUGAUCCGAGAGGAUGAGAAUCUUCAGGUUCCUUUCCUUGAACUUCAUGGAGAGAGCACAGAGUUUGUUGGCCGAGCGGAGGAUGCCAUCAUUGCCCUUUCAAAUUACAGACUUCACAUCAAGUUCAAGGAGUCUCUUGUUAAUACUGCUUCUCAAUCUGCUGCUUCUGAAAUCCCAGUUCCAUUACAGCUUAUAGAAAGUGUUGAAUGCCGAGAUAUAUUUCAGCUUCAUUUGACUUGCAAAGACUGCAAAGUUAUCAGGUGUCAGUUUUCCACCUUUGAGCAGUGUCAAGAGUGGCUGAAGAGACUAAACAACGCAAUUCGACCACCUGCUAAAAUAGAAGAUCUCUUCUCAUUUGCAUACCAUGCUUGGUGCAUGGAGGUCUAUGCCAGUGAAAAAGAGCAACAUGGAGACCUGUGCAGACCAGGGGAGCACGUAACUUCAAGGUUUAAAAACGAGGUGGAGAGAAUGGGUUUUGAUAUGAACAACGCCUGGAGGAUUUCCAACAUCAAUGAGAAGUACAAAUUAUGUGGUAGCUAUCCUCAAGAGCUCAUAGUGCCUGCCUGGAUCACUGACAAAGAAUUAGAAAGUGUAGCAAGUUUCAGGUCCUGGAAGCGCAUCCCUGCUGUCGUGUAUAGGCACCAGAGCAAUGGAGCUGUCAUUGCCCGCUGUGGACAGCCGGAGGUUAGCUGGUGGGGCUGGCGAAAUGCAGAUGAUGAGCACCUGGUACAAUCAGUAGCCAAAGCUUGUGCCUCUGACUCCCGAUCGAGUGGCAGCAAGCAGUCAACUAGGAAUACUUCUCGAGACUUUCCCAAUGGGGGAGACCUUUCUGAUGUGGAGUUUGAUUCUUCUCUGUCAAAUGCUUCAGGAACAGAGAGUUUAGCCAUCCAACCGCAGAAGCUUUUGAUCUUGGAUGCACGCUCCUAUGCAGCUGCUGUGGCGAACCGAGCCAAAGGAGGAGGCUGCGAAUGCCCAGAAUAUUACCCGAACUGUGAAGUUGUGUUUAUGGGGAUGGCAAACAUUCAUUCUAUUCGGAGGAGUUUUCAGUCUCUGCGGUUGCUGUGCACUCAGAUGCCAGAUCCAGGAAAUUGGCUGUCAGCUCUUGAAAGCACAAAAUGGCUCCAUCACUUGUCUGUGCUUCUGAAAUCAGCACUUCUGGUAGUGCAUGCUUUGGAUCAGGAUCAGCGGCCAGUGCUAGUGCACUGCUCAGAUGGCUGGGACCGCACUCCCCAGAUUGUGGCACUGGCUAAGCUCUUGCUGGACCCUUAUUACCGAACCAUCGAGGGUUUCCAGGUCCUCGUGGAAAUGGAGUGGCUGGAUUUUGGCCAUAAAUUUGCUGACCGGUGUGGUCAUGGGGAGAACUCGGAUGAUCUGAAUGAACGUUGCCCAGUGUUUCUGCAGUGGCUUGACUGUGUUCAUCAGCUUCAGAGGCAAUUUCCUUGCUCUUUUGAGUUCAAUGAAGCAUUCCUUGUGAAACUGGUGCAGCACACCUAUUCCUGCCUCUUUGGAACAUUCCUGUGCAACAACGCCAAGGAGAGAGGGGAAAAGCAUACUCAGGAACGGACAUGUUCUGUGUGGUCGCUUCUUCGGGCAGGCAACAAGCCUUUCAAAAAUCUACUGUAUUCUUCUCAAUCAGAAGCCGUGCUGUACCCUGUGUGCCAUGUGCGUAACCUGAUGCUGUGGAGUGCAGUGUACCUGCCCUGCCCAUCCCCAACCACCCCUGUGGAUGACAGCUGUGCGCCAUACCCAGCACCAGGCACCAGCCCUGAUGAUACCCCCCUGAGCCGGCUACCAAAGACUAGAUCAUUUGACAAUCUGACCACAGCCUGUGACAACACAGUGCCUCUGGCCAGCCGGCGCUGCAGCGACCCCAGCCUGAAUGAGAAGUGGCAGGAGCACCGGCGCUCGCUAGAGCUGAGCAGCCUGGCUGGCCCUGGAGAGGAUCCCCCUUCUGCUGACAGCCUGGGGAAGCCCACCAGAGUGCCGGGGGGUGCUGAACUUUCUGUUGCAGCUGGAGUAGCUGAGGGGCAAAUGGAGAACAUCUUGCAGGAGGCCACCAAAGAGGAGAGUGGAGUAGAGGAGCCUGCUCACAGGGCAGGCACUGAGAUGCAGGAGGGUAAAGAGGACUCCCUCUUAGAAAAGGAGAGCAGGAGGAAGACACUUGAGGCCUCAGCCACUGGACUUCACCAAGACCCAGAACUGGGUGAUGCUGCUGUGAAGAGCCAUCCGGGCAUGAGCCUGCCUCUGUUUUCACAGGGUAUUUCUGAACAGCAGGGUGGGCACAGUGUUCUCCUCAGUUCUCUCCAGGUCCCCGCCAGGGGAGAGGAUUUUCUGGAGGACCCUGUGGAGCAGUUUCGAACAGAGGAGAAUACAGAGGGUAGGGAGGAAGCAGUUCUUCCAAUCCCAGUAGAUGCAAAGGUUGGCUAUGGUACCUCACAGUUGUAUUCUCUGCUGUCUUCCCAAGUCCAUUUUGAGACCAGAGGACCAAACGUGGAUGGUUCCACAGACAUGUUGGAAGAUAAGGUGAAGUCAGAAAGUGGGUCCCAAGGCCAUGAUAGACCUUGCCUUGUGAAUAGUGGCAAGGACAUGCUUCCCCAAACCAUGGAACCCAGCCCUUCAGAGACAAGCAUGGUUGAGAGGCCCCAAGUAGGGUCUGUGGUGCACAGGACUUCCCCUGGCAGCACUCUCAGCCUGACACGUUCCCCUUGUGCCUUGCCUUUAGCCGAAUGUAAAGAGGGGCUUGUGUGCAACGGUGCCCCAGAGACUGAAAACAGGGCCUCAGAGCAGCCCUCAGGUCUUAGCACCCUCCAGAAGUACCCCACACCCAAUGGGCACUGCGCCAAUGGGGAGGCUGGUAGGAGCAAGGACUCACUGAGCUGUCAGCUGUCUGCUAUGAGCUGCAGCUCUGCCCACUUACACUCGAGGAACUUGCACCACAAGUGGCUGCAUAGCCACUCAGGGAGGCCAUCUGUAACCAGCAGCCCCGAUCAGCCUUCCCGCAGCCACCUGGACGAUGAUGGCAUGCCAGUGUACACAGACACGAUCCAGCAGCGCCUGCGCCAGAUUGAGUCAGGCCACCAGCAGGAAGUAGAAACUUUGAAGAAACAAGUCCAGGAGCUGAAGAGUCGCCUGGAGAGCCAGUAUCUGACUAGCUCGCUACGCUUCAAUGGAGACUUUGGGGAUGAGGUGACUUCAGUCCCCGACUUGGAAAACAAUCUGGAUCAGAGCUGUUUGUCUCGCUGCAGCACAGAGAUUUUCUCUGAAGCCAGCUGGGAGCAGGUGGAUAAACAGGACACGGAGAUGACCCGUUGGCUCCCUGACCACCUGGCUGCCCACUGCUAUGCGUGUGACAGUGCCUUCUGGCUUGCCAGCAGGAAGCACCACUGCAGGGACACUGACCGUGUUGAUCAAACGUGGAAUUGUGGGAACGUAUUCUGCUCCAGUUGUUGUAACCAGAAGGUUCCAGUUCCCAGCCAGCAGCUCUUUGAACCCAGUCGAGUAUGCAAGUCUUGCUAUAGCAGCCUACAUCCUACAAGCUCCAGCAUUGACCUUGAACUGGAUAAGCCCAUUGCUGCCACUUCCAACUGAAGCUCAGUGACCUGGGUGGGCAGUGGCCAAGCUGCUGUUCCUAUGACAGGCCCACACAGCCUGGGUAGACUGAGAGGCCCAUGCUCUUUGGAAGGGGGGUGUGGAACAACCUGUACAGAGUGACAGAAAUUUGGGAUGCACCACUGGAUUGUAGAUUGAUUUUUCUUUCCGGUCCCCUUACUCCCUACCUUUUCCAUCCUCCUCCUCUGCCUUCAGAAAAGGAAACUGUCCCUUCGUUGUCUUAAUUUUUUUUUUUUUUUUUUUUUUUGAUGGAAGACCGGAGGUUGCCAGGCCCGCGGUAACUGCCCAGCUGCCUGCUGUCAGAUGACACCGAGGGAUGGCUUGUUUCUUCCAGGUGGGAGGACGGUGGUCAGAGCCAGGAGUAUGGAGAUAUGAGUAAGCAGGGAAGAAAGCCAGUGCUAACAAGCAACCACUCCUCACGCCACUGCCACAUCAGAGCUGGUUGGGAACUCUUUGCUACUGGGGAGGCUGGAAGCAUGUUCCCUAAGAGCACUGCCCUGGACCUCAUCUCCUUCCUGUGAGGAGCUGAGCCAGUUCCCUCACAGAUGGAUAAAUGGGUCUGAUGUCUGGAUGGAGGGGAACAUGGUAAAUGGCAUCCCCUUAGAUCCCUCUUUGGGAAAGGAAAUUGUAUGCUCCUUUGAGGCAGGCAAGGGGCCAGGAGUGGGUGGCCAUCAUGUUAUCUCCCAUGGGAUUUUAUUUUUAACUCGACCCAGAUUGUCUUGGGCUCUGUUUGCUUUCAGGGGGCUGCUUCCCUGGGCUAGGCUAUGUAGUACUUCCUACCCUCAGGCAUGAGUACAGACUGGCCAAAAUAGUUAUCCAUUCAAGGUCAAAGUGUGCCCUGAGCCCAGGCACACCUGAGUCCCUCAACAAUCUCUUCCUCAGCCAGCACCGGGAAAUCCAGACUCAGGGUUCCAGAAUUCCCCCAUUCCCAAACCAAACCAAUCAUGGAUCUUCCCUUUAAGGGGUAGAAUCAGCCUUUAGAGUUACAAGCCCCUGGAAAGGGAAGCAGGUCCUUUUACAAUCAGCCUUCCUCCUCCUCCUCCUCCUUGGAACAGGAAGAAGGACUGAACAGUCCCUCUUCCCCACUCCUGGCUGGCUGAGUGACCACUUGUUUGGCUGCUGGCCAGCAGUGAAGGGCCAUUUAGAGUAGUGACAUGGCCUGGAGGAGAUUCGGGAUACCUUUCCUCAGUGAGCUUUGAUAGGGUCCAAAAACAGCCUUAAAUCAAGAAUAUUUGUGGUGAAGGUGGGCGUGGGGAAGGCUGGAGAAGAGUUAAGUUUGUGCUUUGUAAUCUUGGCAUCCAUGUUUUGUGCCUGCUCUCCCUCUUGGGGAGGCCAUGCUUGGCUCUGCUGAAAGCUGCUAACUGGUGACAGGGUGGAUCAUGGUGAGGGCUAGGGGUAAGGUCAGGGAACGCUUAGGCUCUGGCCCUGCCCUCUAUUCCUCUUCUCCUUUGGUAGCAGUUCCCUGACCGAAGGGCAAGCUGUGUCUCAGGAAGGUGGCGCCUGUGCAUGCCUGGGUGUGGUUAAGGCAUGGCCCAGAAGCCUUCCGUGGUGCUGUCAGUCCAGGCAAAGCCCAGAGCAUCUGAGCACAUCUAUGACUUCCAGCAGCAACAGGUUGCUCAGAGUUUGAGUUUGGUGAAACAGGGUGUAUUCUUUCCACAUUCUGUGUCAUCUAGUCGUGCAGGUAAGGAAAAGGUGGUCUAAUUGAAGAUUGUGCAGUUCCUAGUGACAGGUGCCAAGAGGUUAUGAUACGGGUUUCUUGGGUCUGAUGUACAGUGUGAAUAAAUGCUUGCAGCUCUUAGCCCUUUUUUGAUCAAUGAAGCACUUUUUUAUUAAUAUUUUCCUUUGUUAAAGGAGGAACCGUAACUCUCCAUAGCUGUACAUAUAACCCUUUUCUCCUAAAGAGGAGUCAGUCAGUGCUCCUAUAUUUUUAAUUUUUUUGUCAAAGCGCAAGAAGUAAAUACUUUAGAAUUGUUAAAUAUAUAAAUAAAGUGAAUAAAGUUGAGUGUUCCGCAUGGUAGCUUUUGCUAACACUUUCUAAUUCUUUGCCCUGUGGUUUUUCCCCUCUUCAUCCUUUUCCCUCUCACACAGAAGUUUUUGAGGGGCUGCUGGCAAUCCGACCUUUGGCAAAGGAAAGCUACAGAUUUCCUUCCAACUCUAGAGCUUGGUAAGGACCCUCACUAUGAUAUCCAAGCCCUGAACACAGAGAUUUUGCUCCUAAAAUCUCCCAAGCUAAAAGGGCAAAGCAGUCAGGCAUCUGACCCGGCAGCUGUUCUUCCUUCUCUGAAGAGUUGCACAUGAGUAGGAAUUACAACUACCUCUCGCCUCAGGCUCCAUUUUUAGCUGCUGCUCUAAUCUCGGCAGCCAGCACUCUGGCCCCUUCAGUGGGGGAGUGGAAGGAGAUGUGGGGUGCGGGCGAGAGAAUGCUUCUGCCUGUUGUUCUCGGAUGGUAAGACUGUGAGUGGGCAGAGAGAACUGGGAGCAGAAACGGAAUUAGGUGUGAUUGGGUUACAGUCAACUAGAAGUCUCCUUCCUGCCCUCUCCACAUAGACGAACCUCUGCUCCUUAGCUCAUCGGGCAGGGCUGUGGCGUCUAUAGUCACUUCAAUACUAGUUCUUGUUCUUCACAGAGGUAGAUUUUUUCUUUCCCUACAGUGCUGUUGGGCAUCCCUCCCAUCCCAUCCCAUGGUUCUGUGCGUGAGAUACAUUAUUCCGUUCCUCCCUCAGGAAGGUUGGUAUUGAGGGGUGCCUGGCUGCAGAGUCAUCAGCCCAACAUCUGCGGUGAGUUGGCUAGGAUCCAGAGAGUGACCUGCUGGUGGCUCAGAGCCCCCUGGAGGCCAUCACUCUUUGGGUCAGUCUCUCUAGGUUCACUUUCUGAAUGUAUCCUCUGCCUAAAGUACACAAAGACAUAAGACCAGCUGAGCUGGUUCUAGUUUGAAAGCUGUGCCACCCAGCAGACAUUUGAAAACAAGUCAUUCUUCUGUCGAAGGAGCGGGCACAACCUCAGCUACCUUCAAUCCGCCAGGGAGCCCAGUCUGUGUAUUCAGACCAUGUUGUGAAAAACCUGAGUUUGUGCCAUAGCCAGCAUGUGUCUACACCCACACCCAGCCACUAUUGUUUCUGUGGGCUAGCUCCCAGCAAAUUAAAACAUUGGCAUGGCCUAGCAAGGCUGUUGAGAGCCUCUAAAUGGAAAGCUUCUCUGGGGGUAGAAUGAUGAAGAGCCAAGAUGGCUGGCGAGGCAGGUCCAGUGAGAAUCCAAGGCAAGGAAUUGCCCUGAGGGAGGUGGCUGCAUCUGGAGAAGGGCAGUUCUCUGAGGGCAAGGCCAGCUUGCUUCACGCUGAAGAGGAUUUUGGUCUGAAGCAACAGGGCACGAACAGUGACUUUGAGAUGCCAGGUUGUCUUCAUCUCAGAACUUUCCUAUCCUGGCGCACUCAUUAUCUUCUUUCUAUGCCUUGGCCUCCGUAACUGCAGUUCAAAAAAGUUACAGCUGCCUUAAUCCACUGAGAUUCUCCAGGAUGUACAGAAAAGUUUUCCUCUAGUAAUUUUGCUCAUAUGCUAACGUAAGCAAAGAGUAUCCUAUGAAUUGUAAUAUUACUUGGUAAGUGUAAAGGAGAAUGAACAGAAGGUGCUGGAGGACCUGUUAAAACAAUCUCUGGCUAUUAAAAAACAUCAAGAUGAGAAUUAAAGGUCUAUCCUGAUAUACUUGACUGCUUGCACAUGAGGCUAGGAGAUCCCAUGACUGUUGAACACUAGCCCUGACCUGUAUUGUUCUUUUAAGAAUGAGGGCUGAUUUGGAGGUGCUGUUGCAGGAUUUCAUUUAGCUGCUGCUAGUUCAAGUGACCUGUCCCCAGCCAGGGCUGCAGCUGUAUCUACCUGAUUGCAUUAGGUGAGGCCUUACAGCAGAAUUUAAAAUGGGCCCUGGACUGUGGAGCAAAGUGACUAUCCAUUUGAAGUUUUGGAUAAUGUGGUAGGAGUCCCAGCUGUUAGUCACAUUUUCAAGGAGGUUGUUCUACGUUGAGGUUACUGACAAGAUUUCUCAAGGGCAGGAGCAGAUGUGUGAGAGACUUCUAGUUCAGAGCUGACCCUUCUAAGCCUCUGACACUUAAACAUGAGUCCUGCUGUCCCUAGCACAUAAAUGCACUGAGGCCUUGUUCCUCUCGGGCUGGUGUAGAGUUCAUCUCCUGCAUGUUCUCUGCAGAUACCAGUUGCCUCAUUGCUUGAACAGGCCUCUCCUAGCCUAGGCAGCUGUUUAGAGGCAUGAAGGUUCUGGGCAGGGGAAGGGCAUCUUCUGAAAUGAGUUACCAAGUUUUUCAAUGCUGCUAUUUUAUUUGCCAUUUAAAGUCUUUUCUAUUAUAUCUAUUAGUCAAUUUUUCUUACAGUGCUCAUAGCAGUUGUAUUUGAAUUGUAUUUUCAGUGAAAUUUGUUUUUCAUUGGCAUUUAAAAUUGGCCUUUAACAGCUUUCCAACUGGCUUAUAAGAUUUUUUUUAAAUGAAAACCUAUGAGGCUCAGAUGCUGAAGUAAACCAUGUGUUGCUGCUGACAGUAGUGCUUGCCUGUUGUUGACAGCACUGAUUCUGCUGUAGCCUCGAUGACCAUUUAAGUUGAAUAAAUCUGUCAUUUUCACCCA
Molecule: messenger RNA, 8694 nt
Organism: Cebus imitator (Panamanian white-faced capuchin)
Lineage: Eukaryota; Metazoa; Chordata; Mammalia; Primates; Cebidae
Gene: MTMR3
Product: myotubularin related protein 3
Exons: 22
Coding region: 398-4051 (1217 amino acids)
Biological process (GO): dephosphorylation; regulation of autophagy
Molecular function (GO): phosphatidylinositol-3-phosphate phosphatase activity; metal ion binding; phosphatidylinositol-3,5-bisphosphate 3-phosphatase activity
Source: RefSeq, a predicted model, not a curated record